CUGCUCGGGCGCGCGGUCCAUGCAGAUGCGUUUUCUUCGCCCGCCCCGACGCGCUGCCGCCCCGCCAAACGCCAACUUGACUCGGCGAUAUGCAAGCUCUGCGCGCCUCGCGGCUCUCGUCGAGCGGAUACCUGUGGUGACACCGGAGCUGCCCGCCUGGAAACGGGAGUCGCUCGAGCUGCGCGAGAGGCUCGCCGCGCACCUCUCCAAGGUCUACCCCGAGCAGCUGACGGUGGCGCAGGAGGGUCCCGACCGGAGGCAGGCGCGGCUGCGCGCGGCGGCAAUCAUCGAGUCCGAGGGCGCGCGCGAGGGGGAGGGGGACCGGACGGGGGAUGAGACGUCCCUCGACCGCAAGCUGGCUCACCGGCUCUACCUCGUGCUGCGCGAGGGCGGCGCUUGGCGGCUGCCUCAGGUGGACUGGAGCGGCGGCGCCGAGGCGGCGGCCGCCCGCCAACUCCUCGCUCCGACCCUCGGACGAGCGCCCUCCGCUCUCAGCUGCUCUUGCGCCUCGCCUCGCAGGCGCCGACUGUCCGUCAGUGCCUCGGAGAACACCUCUCUGCCAGCUGCGGCGCGCGCAGCUAGUCCGGCUAGUCCGGCUAGUCCGGCUAGUCCGGCCAGUGCUAGUCCGGCGCGGGAGCGGGCGCGGGCGCGCCCUCGGGAGGAAAUGGCGCGGUGGCCUCCGUAGGCGCGUCGCUCCAGCUCCAUUGGGUGGGCAACGCGCCGCUGGCGCAUUUGCCGGCCGGCGAGGCCGCUACUUUCUUUUGGAGGCUGCAGUACGU
Messenger RNA from Emiliania huxleyi CCMP1516, 779 nucleotides. RefSeq lists its product as hypothetical. Gene Ontology annotation, molecular function: structural constituent of ribosome. The coding region runs from base 20 to 685 and encodes 221 amino acids. The transcript has 4 exons. Gene Ontology annotation, cellular component: mitochondrial large ribosomal subunit. The record is from RefSeq and is a predicted model, not a curated record. Lineage: Eukaryota; Haptophyta; Isochrysidales; Noelaerhabdaceae.